AUGUCUAAUGACUUGAGCUAUGGAAACUACACAGACGAAUAUCCAAAUUACACAUUUGAUUAUUCAGAUGAUGCCUGCAACGAUACUGAAGUGAGGCGAUUUGAAUCUGUGGUCACUCCAAUCUUUUUCACAAUAGUCAUCAUUUUAAGUUGUGUGGGUAAUGUGUUGGUGCUAUGGAUCCUGAACAGAUAUGAGAAUCUGAGUUCCCUGACCAAUGCGUUUCUUGUAAAUGUGGCCAUCUCUGACCUGCUGUUUACUGCUGGCUUACCUUUUUGGGCAUCCUACCACGUCUGGGGCUGGACGUUUGGUAACAUAGGUUGCAAAUUGGUCAGCUUCGUGUUCUACCUGGGCUACUACAGCAGCCUCAUCUUCUUAACAGUGAUGACGGUGCAUCGCUACAUGGCUGUAAUGUAUCCUCUGUCUGUCGCCUUGAACAAAAAGCCAGACUAUUGCAUUGUGAUGUCUGUAGUCAUCUGGUUCUUCAGUAUCUGUGCUGCAACCCCUAAUUUUAUUUUUAAAAAACUUGUGUUCUCCAGUGACAAUGAAGCAUUUUGUGAUUAUCAGGGAGAAAAUCACUUCUGGAAGUUGUUUGGAAUUUUCCAGCAAAAUAUUUUCUUCUUGGUGGCCUUCAUCACUAUUGCAUUUUGCUACACUUGCAUCCUUGGGCGCCUGCUCAGACCCAUGUCCCACACCAGACCCAAGACAGUCAAGCUGAUCCUCUGUAUCGUGAUCGUUUUCUUCAUCGGUUGGAUGCCAUACAAUGUAACCAUCUUUCUCGACUCUUUAAUAACUUGGCAAGUCUCACCAUUUAAUAUCUGUGAGGUCAGUAAGACUGUAGGCUACAUCCAUAACAUCUCUCGCCUGAUAGCAUUCUCUCACUGCUGUUUAAACCCAGUAUUUUAUGUCUUUGUGGGCAUUAAGUUCAGAAGUCACCUGAAAAAGAUGCUAAAGAAUCUCUGUGGGCAUGAGGAACAAUCUCAGCAUCGCCACAGUCGUUUUAUUUAUUCAAACGGGGAGGAAAUCUCCAUGUACUAACUACCAGUCUGCUUUUUAAAUGCUUGAUUUAGUUCAUACACCUUACUUGCAUCACAUCUAAACUGUUUGUAAAUAAGAAAAUGUUUUAUAGUUAUUACUGUGAUAUUAGUCCUUUUCUACCUAUUUAUAUUAUAUUCUUCUAUAC
Trichomycterus rosablanca is the source of this 1180-nucleotide messenger RNA. Its product is annotated as chemokine XC receptor 1-like. Gene Ontology annotation, molecular function: C-C chemokine binding; C-C chemokine receptor activity. The record is from RefSeq and is a predicted model, not a curated record. Bases 1 to 1035 code for a protein of 344 amino acids. Gene Ontology annotation, biological process: calcium-mediated signaling; positive regulation of cytosolic calcium ion concentration; cell chemotaxis. The transcript has a single exon. Gene Ontology annotation, cellular component: membrane; external side of plasma membrane. NCBI's taxonomy places the organism in Eukaryota, Metazoa, Chordata, Actinopteri, Siluriformes, Trichomycteridae.